AGCUGUUAUUACAGGAUGUUUUCCGGGUCAGGAGUGGGUUUAAUCGGUUCAGCCUGGCUCGCUUUCGCUGCGGUUUUUCUAUUUUGUGUGAUCUUUCACAAUGUGUGGACAGGUUUCGGGAUGUUCGCGGUUUUAUUUCAGGAUUUCAUACGUUAUGGUAAAAGUAAGCAGUAUUUCUUCCAGCGGCCGCCUUGGCUGCAGCACCUGGAUCUCCCGAAGAGGUGGUUUGCUCAUUUCUAUGUGGUUUCAGUGAUCUGGAAUGCUCUUCUACUUGGAAUUACUUGUCGAAGUCUCUUUUUGGGCUACCCAUUCCCAACCUGGCUUCAAAGGCUGCUCAGCUUGCUUUGUGGAAAUGUAUUGCACUUAACCUCUGGUGAUGAACUGUCCAUUCUGUUGGUUCAAAUGAUGUUGUGUAUGCAGGCUGUUCGACGUCUUAUAGAAUGCCUCUUUACCUCUGUGUUUUCAAAUGGAGUUGUUCACCCCAUACAAUAUUGCUGGGGUUUGGUUUAUUAUGUGCUUGUUGGUUUAACGGUGCAUUGUGAAGGACCCGUUCUUGGGACCAAAGUGUACACUAUUCGAGACCUGCUUGCACAAGGGAAGUGGUACCAUGCAGCUGGAGUAAUGCUGUUUUUCUGGGCGACAGUUCACCACCACAAGAGUCAUGUGAUACUGGCCAAUCUUAGGAAGAACAAAUUGGGUGAAGUGAUUAACUUCAGGCAUAGCAUCCCCUAUGGUGACUGGUUUGAUGUAGUUUCCUGCCCACAUUACUUGGCUGAACUGCUGAUCUACCUUGCUAUAAGUGUGACCUUUGAAGGACGACACCUUACUUGGUGGUGUGUUGUGUUGUAUGUGUUGUUUAGCCAUGCAAUGAUGGCCAUUUUAUGCCAUGAAUUCUAUGUGAAAAAGUUUGACACAUACCCAAAAAAUCGGAAAGCAUUAAUACCUUUUAUAUAUUAAUACUAUUUUCAUAUACAGUACUAUAGUUUACAUAUUUUGAUGCAUCUCCUGUUAUUGUAUUGUAUUUGAUGAUAUGAAAUUCACUGAAGUCAGCUUAAAACUCAUCGUACGUUCUUUCUGUCAGUUAAUCCUUUACUGAAAUAGAACUUUGUCAUUGAUGAAUUGGAUUUUUUUUAAAUGCCUGAAUUUGUGCAAUAGUGGACUUUAAGGAAAAUAUUGCUAUAAUUGACAAGCUAAACUUUCAUAUGAAGGCAAGUCUUCAAAAGAAGUAGUUUUAAAAGAGCUUUUCAUUGCAUUAAGAUUUUUUCAGUUGAGCCUUAGUGUUAGAGGCCCCAGUAGCUCUCUUGCUUUUCUUAACUAUGAUGUUGUUACCAAACAAAAGUGUGGAAUGAGAACAGACCAUUCAGUUCCAUCAACAGCCUUCUUCUCAGAUCAUACAUAUAUGAUCUUCCAGAUCAUAUACAGUUUUGCUGUAAUUCUGUACAAUGUAUAUUUUUGUAAUAUCUAUAAUGAUUACAGCAAUGCAAUUAUCAGUGCAUGAUGACAGUAUGUUGUCUAAAUGCUCCAAAUAGUUUUUGUAUAACAAUGUCUGUACUAUGAUUGUGACUUAAUGACUAAAUGUUUAUGAUAAUUAUAGCUGCAUUGCUAUAAAAUAAAUAUAUUAAAACUCUCA
This is a messenger RNA of Carcharodon carcharias (great white shark), 1630 nucleotides long. RefSeq names its product steroid 5 alpha-reductase 3 (gene srd5a3). NCBI's taxonomy places the organism in Eukaryota, Metazoa, Chordata, Chondrichthyes, Lamniformes, Lamnidae. Gene Ontology annotation, biological process: dolichol-linked oligosaccharide biosynthetic process; polyprenol catabolic process. Gene Ontology annotation, molecular function: 3-oxo-5-alpha-steroid 4-dehydrogenase activity. The transcript has 5 exons. Gene Ontology annotation, cellular component: endoplasmic reticulum. The record is from RefSeq and is a predicted model, not a curated record. Bases 16 to 957 code for a protein of 313 amino acids.